CCUCUUUAUUUCGCGUCGGGCUCGCAGUUUUGUCAAUCCUAAUCCCCUGCAAAAUCGAAGCAAAAAUACCGCCCAUCAACAAUCUAUUUAGGGUUCGAUUGAAAUCUCAAUACACGAUUGCCCAUUCCAUCUUCCUCGCAUACCAAGAUCCGUAAGUAGAACAAUGCCGAAGGUGAAGACAAACCGUGUAAAAUAUCCAGAAGGAUGGGAAUUGAUUGAGCCGACGCUUCGUGAGCUACAAGCAAAGAUGAGAGAAGCUGAGAAUGAUCCUCACGAUGGCAAGAGAAAAUGUGAGACAUUGUGGCCCAUUUUCAAAAUUGCCCAUCAAAAGAGCCGCUAUAUUUUCGACCUUUACCACCGCCGGAAGGAAAUAUCUAAGGAAUUGUACGAGUUCUGUUUGGACCAAGGAUAUGCUGACCGCAAUCUUAUUGCAAAAUGGAAGAAGCCAGGAUAUGAACGUUUGUGUUGCUUACGUUGCAUUCAACCAAGGGAUCACAACUUUGCAACAACUUGUGUUUGCCGUGUUCCGAAGCACUUGAGGGAAGAAAAGGUUAUUGAAUGCGUUCAUUGUGGAUGCAAAGGCUGUGCAAGUGGAGAUUAGGAAUGUCUUUUCUUUCAGCAUCUUCUUCUUUGAUGUUAAAAGGAGUUUUAAAAUAUUAGUGCUUUCUCAGUGCUCUUAUUUUCUGCUAACUUUCCUUGCCCUGCUGUAACUCUGAACCUGAAACUUCGCCAUAAAACUUGUGUCCUGGUUUGGAUA
Molecule: messenger RNA, 757 nt
Organism: Hibiscus syriacus
Lineage: Eukaryota; Viridiplantae; Streptophyta; Magnoliopsida; Malvales; Malvaceae
Product: protein BUD31 homolog 2
Exons: 4
Coding region: 164-601 (145 amino acids)
Biological process (GO): mRNA splicing, via spliceosome
Cellular component (GO): nucleus; spliceosomal complex
Source: RefSeq, a predicted model, not a curated record